This is a messenger RNA of Fusarium odoratissimum NRRL 54006, 975 nucleotides long. Its product is annotated as 3-hydroxybutyryl-CoA dehydrogenase. The transcript has a single exon. The record is from RefSeq and is a predicted model, not a curated record. Lineage: Eukaryota; Fungi; Ascomycota; Sordariomycetes; Hypocreales; Nectriaceae. The coding region runs from base 1 to 975 and encodes 324 amino acids. Gene Ontology annotation, molecular function: oxidoreductase activity, acting on the CH-OH group of donors, NAD or NADP as acceptor; NAD+ binding. Gene Ontology annotation, biological process: fatty acid metabolic process.
AUGUCAUCAAUCAAGUCCGUCGCAAUCAUCGGCUGCGGUGCAAUCGGCGCCUCAUGGGCUGCCCUCUUCAUCGCCCAAGGUCUACAAGUCAAAGCCUUCGACAUCAACCCAGCCGCGGAGACAUAUCUUCGCAACUUCGUCCGCAAUGCUCUCCCCGUUCUAUCAUCAAUCGGCCUUGUCAAGAACACAGAAGCCAAGCCUGAAGAUGUUGUCUUCACCACCAGUCUUGAACAAGCUCUUCGAGAUGUCGAUUUCGUUCAGGAAAAUGGUCCCGAGAGAAUUGACUUUAAGAGAAGGCUAUUUCAGCAGAUGGGAGAGAAACUUGGGCCUGAUGCGAUUAUCGCGACGAGCUCAAGUGGUCUUACCUGUUCUUCUAUCCAAGAGGGUAUGACUGCUGCAGCGCACCCUCAACGCUGUGUCGUCGGUCAUCCUUUCAACCCGCCUCAUCUUAUUCCCCUCGUCGAAGUCGUCGGCGGUUCGCAAACAUCACCAGCCACCAUCGAAACGACAAUGACAUUCUAUACUAGCCUUGGCAAAAAGCCCAUCCACCUGCAAAAGGAAGUCCCCGGCCACGUCGCAAACAGAAUCCAAGCAGCAGUUAUGCGCGAAGUUUUCCACAUCCUCCAACAAGACGUCUGCUCCGUUCAAGAUGUUGACGAUGCGGUAUCUUAUGGUCCUGGCUUAAGAUGGGGAGUCAUGGGACCGAAUAUGUUGUUUCAUCUUGGUGGUGGGGAGGGAGGCAUUGAGCAUUUUGCAGAUCAUUUGUUGGGACCUCUUCAGGGUUGGUAUGCGAAGGAAAACCCGGUUGUUGAUGAGGAUUUGAGAGAGAAGUGGAUUGAGGGGACGAAAGGGGCUGUUGGGGAGAGGGGAUAUGGGGGGUUGGUGAAACAGAGGGAUGAGGAGCUGGUUAGGUUGUUAAACGUUAGGAGGGAUUGGGAUGCUUUUGCAGAGGGAAAGGGCAAGCACGAAUCAUAG